Messenger RNA from Pediculus humanus corporis (human body louse), 168 nucleotides. RefSeq lists its product as uncharacterized. The transcript has a single exon. The annotation marks the transcript as partial. Lineage: Eukaryota; Metazoa; Arthropoda; Insecta; Psocodea; Pediculidae. The record is from RefSeq and is a predicted model, not a curated record.
ACGUUAAAACAACAAGCAAAUAGAAUGUCAUCGAAACAAACGGAUGUUGAAGUUACGGAAGCGGAAGCAUCGCGAACUCCAGAAGAUUCCGUUUGUUCGAACGAAGGUCCGAGUAUUGUUAUUAACGACGGGCCGAGCGAUGCGACUCCACGUAAAAAUCAAAAAUAA